AUGCACCCCUCAGCAACAGACCCUCCGACCGUCCCCUCAUCCACCCCUCCCAGCAAUGCCAGCGGCAACAGCCAAGAAACCUCCGCCGCCUCCUCAAAAGUCAAGAUGCCCAUCCCCAAGCCCCCCGUCUUCGAAGACAAGGUCAAAGAACAAGAGUACCUAAAGGGCCGUCUGGCCGCGGCAUUCCGCAUCUUCGGCAAGAACGGCUAUGACGAGGGAGUCGCCGGCCACAUAACCCUCCGCGACCCAAUCGACCCCAGCACCUUCUGGGUAAACCCAUUCGGCGUCGCGUUCAGCCAGAUCAAAGCGUCGGAUCUGAUCCAGGUCGAUCACUCGGGGAAUGUCAUAGCCGGCGGGCCGUGUCGGCUCCUCAAUGCCGCGGCAUUCAUGAUUCACUCUGCGAUCCACGCAGCCAGGCCCGAUGUCCUGUGUGCGGCGCAUAGUCACAGUCUCUAUGGACGGGCGUUCUGUACGCUCGGGCGGGAACUGGAUAUCAUCACGCAGGAUUCGUGUGCUUUCUACAAUGACCACGUCGUAUACCGCCAAUUCAACGGCGUCGUGCUCGCCGAAGAGGAAGGGCGGAAUAUCGCGUCUGCCCUGGGCUCGAAGAAAGCUGCGCUCCUGCAGAACCAUGGUCUGCUUACUGUGGGCAAGACGAUUGAAGAGACAGUCUUCUGGUUCGUUAGUCUGGAGAAGUGCUGUCAUGCGCAGUUACUUGCUGAUGCGGCGGCUGCGGGACGCGGAGGCGCGACGGUCAAGAUCGAUGAGGCGGACGCGGCGUUUACAUAUAAGACUGUUGGCACGCCGAUGGCAGGGUACUUCAGUGCGAAGCCGCUUUUUGAUGUUGUGCAUGAAGAGACGAAGGGUGCGUAUUUGAAUUAG
Molecule: messenger RNA, 882 nt
Organism: Aspergillus mulundensis
Lineage: Eukaryota; Fungi; Ascomycota; Eurotiomycetes; Eurotiales; Aspergillaceae
Product: class II aldolase/adducin family protein
Exons: 3
Coding region: 1-882 (293 amino acids)
Cellular component (GO): cytoskeleton
Molecular function (GO): actin filament binding
Source: RefSeq, a predicted model, not a curated record